AUGGGCGGCGCCUACGAUGAGAUCGACCUAGAGGAUAUGGACUGGAACUCGGAGCUCGGCGCGUUCACGUACCAGUGCCCGUGCGGCGACCUCUUCCAGAUCACCCCCGAGGAGCUUCGCGCGGGCGAGGAGGUUGGCCACUGUCCGUCGUGCUCGUUGGUCAUCACGGUGGUUUACGACCCAGACGAGCUGAAGGAGCUGAUACCGGCGGGAAAUCGGGACGAGAGCGGGCGGUGGGUGGAGGCGGAGGAGUAG
This is a messenger RNA of Micromonas commoda, 255 nucleotides long. RefSeq lists its product with no specific name. Gene Ontology annotation, biological process: protein histidyl modification to diphthamide. The transcript has a single exon. Lineage: Eukaryota; Viridiplantae; Chlorophyta; Mamiellophyceae; Mamiellales; Mamiellaceae. Gene Ontology annotation, molecular function: metal ion binding. Bases 1 to 255 code for a protein of 84 amino acids. The record is from RefSeq and is a predicted model, not a curated record.